GAGAUGCGGGUAUCUCCUUGGUCACCUCUGAAAACAUUCUUCGUUGAUCCCUUUCACCACUACCAUAGUGGUAUCGUUCCGCAUGACCUCUGAUAGUUCUUGCGCUGUCUUAUUGAAGAAUGUUAAUAUUCGUGGAUUUUGAGCGGAGCUGGGAAACUAACUUGACUCAGCUAGCUCGCUAGCGCGUUAGAAAGCUCGACGACAUAAUAGGCUGCUGUGCUUUUGGGAACGCGGUGUGCUCGCUGUGUCAGAUCGACCGAGCUCUUCCCCGGGGUAAUAUAGGUGGUUUUCAGGUGGUACCACCGGUCUACUUUAUUCUUCACGAUUGCCCUUUUUUGUGUAAUCGUCUGCCUUGGCCGUGAGAUGGAGUGGCACCAGCUGACUUGCUAGCGAGCGAGCUAACAGCAACUGCUCAAUCCCCAGUGUGUUCACAGCGCUAGCAGAGCACUGCUCUCAUUGCGCUGGCUAUAAAUACCACUUCAGGUCCCAUGCUAAGUGCGCCUCCAAAAGUGGUGGACUAGUCCACGUCGUUCCGGCUUUUUCUGGUCACCUCGCUCGUAGAUUGGCACUCUACAUGGUCACUACAGUGAGUUUAAGACGACUUGAAGAGCGAGUCGGACCCCGAGGUUGUGAGCCGAGCUGGGCUGAUCUCACGUUAAAUCGCACCGGCUGCUGGGCUGCAGGUCUCAGGAGGAGCGAUACUUGGCUAAUCCGUGGCCGAAUAUCAUUUCGCCCUAAUGGGCUUGUUCUGUCAUCAGUAGUAAUAUAACCAGCCUUGGUACGGUCCAGGGUUUCAAGACCAAAACUUUGCAAGAAGACAUCUUCUUUGUUUCUACCGUGUGAGACUGUGGAGGCAGACUUCAUCUGUCCAGAGCAGAGCACCAUGUCGGAGGAUAACAACGCAGACAAGUUCAUCAAGGAGACAUCCAUUCUGGACGAGUACAACAUAAACUGGACACAGAAGUUGGGCGCCGGCAUCAGUGGACCCGUCAGAGUUUGUGUAAAGAAGUCAACUCAGGAACGCCUGGCUCUGAAGAUCCUCAUUGAUCGGCCCAAGGCCAGAAACGAGGUGCGGCUCCAUAUGAUGUGUGCCAACCACCCGAACAUAGUGCAGAUCCUGGAGGUUUACGCAAACAGUGUCCAAUUCCCGCACGAGUCCAGCCCGAGAGCGAGGCUCCUGAUCGUCAUGGAGAUGAUGGAGGGCGGCGAGCUAUUCCACAGAAUCAGUCAGCACAGGCACUUUACCGAAAAGAUGGCCAGCCAGGUCACCAAACAGAUCAGUCAAGCGUUGGAACAUUGUCACUCCUUAAAUAUUGCACAUCGCGACCUGAAGCCAGAGAACCUGCUCUUUAAGGACAACUCUCUGGAUGCACCUGUGAAGUUGUGUGACUUUGGCUUUGCCAAAAUUGAUCAAGGAGACUUGAUGACCCCUCAGUUCACUCCUUACUACGUAGCACCUCAGGUACUUGAGGCUCAAAGAAGACACCAGAAGGAAAAGUCUGGAAUUAUACCUACCUCACCCACUCCUUACACCUACAACAAGAGCUGUGACUUGUGGUCUCUCGGUGUGAUUAUCUAUGUAAUGCUGUGCGGCUAUCCUCCGUUCUACUCCAAGCACCACAGUCGCACCAUCCCAAAGGACAUGAGGAAGAAAAUUAUGACGGGAAGCUUUGACUUUCCGGAAGAUGAGUGGAGCCAGAUCUCCGAGAUGGCCAAGGACAUUGUACGCAAGCUGCUGAAGGUGAAGCCAGAGGAGAGGCUGACUAUUGAGGGAGUCUUAGCUCAUCCCUGGCUCAACUGCACUGAGGCCCUCGACAAUGUGCUGCCAUCUGCGCAGAUGAUGAUGGACAAGGCGGUAGUCGCAGGGAUCCAGCAGGCCCACGCAGAGCAGCUGGCCAACAUGAGAAUUCAGGAUCUGAACGUGAGCCUGAAGCCCCUAAACUCUGUCAACAACCCAAUCCUCAGGAAGCGGAAACUACUGGGCCCCAAACCCAGUGACAGUUUCUUCAUUCACGACCCGGAGAACGGCGGGGAAGACUCCAACGUAGCGCUGGAAAAACUACGAGAUGUCAUUGCACAGUGUAUACUACCACAAGCUGGAGAGAACGAGGACGAGAAGCUGAACGAGGUGAUGUAUGAAGCCUGGAGGUUCAACAGAGACUGUAAGCUGCUGAGAGACGGACUGCAGGGGCUCAGCUGGGACGGACGAGCCUUCUCUGAUAAAGUCGACCGCUUGAAGUUGGCCGAAAUAGUGAAACAGGCCAUCGAGGAGAAGACCAACCUCCAAGAAUCUCAUUAGCUGUCUUUCUAUCUUCUUUUUUAUAUUGUUUAUUAUGACCCUUUUUAACCCAUAUCUGUAAAGAGGCUUUUUUAUGUAAGAUGAUGCGCUAAUUUGUUCUUCUUUUUUUUUUUCAUAAAUCCACUUGCAAGACCUAUUGUUGACCUAUUGCAAGAGCUAUUGUACAGCUGUAGAUAUAUUUCAAAGAGGACUCAUUGGUACUAUAAUUUUUUUUAAAAUGGACACUUGCAAAGAUCACACGAAGAAAAAAACAAACAAACUAUAUUUUCAUUUUUUUGCAAAAAAAAAAAAAAAGAGAGAAAAGAAGAGAAAAAAAUCUGUGAAAGAAAUUAUUUUCUGGGAGGGAAUUUUUAUUAGCUGCUUCUCCAGCUUCUCCAAGAUGUCAUGUGUUUUAUCCCAGUUCUUUCAUUUUAUUCUAUUUUAUUUUUAUUUUAACCAAUCCUAAGAAGUUUUAUUUAUUUAAACAAAGAUUGUUUUAUACUCGUAGCUUGAUGGUGGGCUCUGAACCCGUCUGCGGUUGUUCUUCCACGCGUUCUCUGAAUCUACAGGUGAAUCUUUGUUGUUGUUGUUGUUGUUGUUUUUUUGGCUACUUCCUCUUGACCGUGUUGUUGAGGAAGAGUACAAAUGGAGGCAAAGAAAGUGUCAUAAAAUUUAAAAAAAAGCAGCCUAAAAUUGCUCAGCCCUUUCUUAAAGCUGGCAAACGACAGCUCUAAAAAUGUCGUAAACACUACGGCGGGUUUUCUGUCACGUUGGGGAUAAAGUGUUCCUACUACCUUUGUUUUUAGUGAGCUUUGGCCUUACAGUCUUCUUUAGAAGAGGUUGUGAGUUGCAGUUAGGCUUUUUUUUGUCAAACAAUCAGCAUAAUCCAUAUCACAAACCUGGGCUUCAUAAAGUGAUGAAUUUGUUUGUCAGCGUCCCACGUUUCUGUCUGUCUGGCAAGUAAAACGAAUCAUUUCAGAAAGUUUCAUCGGCUUUUUUUCUUCCCCUAUUUGUGUUGUGAUUUUAAAAGGUCUUAAGUCCAGUCUUUUCUUUUUCUCUUGAAGUUGUUGAUCUGUGAAACCGACACGUUCUGCUUUGACGUAAAGUUGUACCUGCUGGAAUUCAGACGGGAAAAAUCAGCAGGAAGGUGUGUUAGGAUUCUACUGAAUGUGCAAUAGGGCAAUAAUUUACUGUUUUCACAGUGAGAUCAUUCAAUCUGGCAGUAUUACUGUCUGACACGGACCUCUCCUGCUUCAUUUCAGUGGUCUGAAUGCCAGUUUACGCUCCCUCCCUUUAGCUGUAAUCGAUAUAUCACCGAUAGGCCAGAGUGAAAUCUUUCUGUCGUGCUCCAGUCAUAUCAAAUGGUGGUCUAAAGAAGGGAUCCAUGUUCGGGUGUUUUACACGAGGCCAUGUUGAAUCUACAGAACGGCACUUUGAUGGCGUAAAACACACGUUUCUGUUCGCUUCUGCUUAUCUUGUUUGAUAAAGUCUUUGUACAGAAUUCUCUCAUGUCAAGAUGAACCCUGAGUUUUGAUCUUCAUGUAUAAAAACAACCAUCAGUGCAAUAUAUCACCGGCUGUCCAGUGAAACGUGUCUCAUGUCGCUCUCUUCAGAUGCACCGAGGGAUUAAAUGUUUUUUUUUUUAAAUUUCUCGGCUACGACUAAAAACCUUUUUGUAUGAUCUGAAAAUCGUCUCCUGGCUGAAAGCAGGGCUGUUUUUUUGGAGAUGAUAUUUUUUACACCAUUUGGAGAAAAAGUCUUCCUUUGUAUGUCUGGAUUUCUAAUUUAGGUUUGGCUUUAAAAAAAGACUGAGUUAAGUCAGUCGCUACUAAAAUGAUUCAAGGAGAUCAUUUACGGUCUCCCUUUAAAAAAAAAAAAGAAGCUCAACGAUAACCACAGCUUGCGUUUUGAGAAGGCCUUAUGAUCACACGGCUACGUUUUACGCUCUAAUGUGCCUUGUUGAACGGGCGGCGUCUUCAUCUGCUCUCAUCGGAUUGAACAAAUCACAGAAAGGAGGAGAAGCUCAUUGACAGCAGACUUGUUUUCCUGUGAAGAAAUGAAGGUUUUUCAUUCCAUAUUGAUUCAGAGAUGUUGAAAUCUAACUAGCAUCAUAUCCGGUAAAAACUAAAAAAAUCUAUCUUACUCAGAAAAUAAGUUGUUUUUUGAAGUGCUGAAUUCCACAAGUGGGAAAUUGAAGGAACAGUUCAGCAGUUUGCUCUUUUUAUUUGCCUCCAGUUUGUCCGAUAAAUAUGAAAUUUACCGUUUAACGUGGUGCAUCUCGUGUCUAAAUGAUAAUUUUGCCUUUUUUGUGCAAACGGAUUAAUGUUACCGAUAAUUUCUCCGGCACAAAACCAACUAAAAACAUCAAAUUUGCCCGUUUCUAAUUAAAACUUUGUGCUAUAAGGUGAGCUUACAAGUGCUGCUGCCUUACGCCUUGUAUGUAUCGGACAAAUUUGGGUCAUUAUUGCUGAAUUAACCGCUAGAAAAUGGAACCAAAUGUUUUGUUGAACCAUGUCUGUGUGGAUGUGUGUCAUUAAUUUAUAUACAUAUAUAUAUAUAUGCUUGUGUGCGUCUGGUUCGGUAUGCAGAACCUUCUUUUGUAUUUCUGGAGGUCUAUCAAGAGAAUCAGUUAAUCUCUCCAACCCAUCCACAAAUCACAUAAUUUAUAUCUUCUGCUGAUUACCGUUGAAGGGCAGUGUAUUUAUUAGCUUUUUUUUUUUUUGUACUGUAAAGUCAAAGCAUGUCUCUUUGUACUGAUAGAAGACCUUCAUGGAAACCUACCUGCCUGCUGUUUGCUGCUCAGCCGGGCUCAGUGUUACAACUCCCAGAGGGAAGGUGUUUUUUUGUUUUUCCCUCCUCUGCAUCCUUUUACUGAGUAGCUGCUGCAGGUUUCUCUCAGACUGACAUUCAGGCGAACCCGACUUCAUUUGACAAAUAUUAAGUAGCUUCCAUUAGUCACUUUCUCUCACUUGGCUGCACAGUUGAGAGAUUUUCAAAUUUUUAUACAAGGGAAGAGACAAGAUUUCUUGUUUAUCCGAGCUCUCCCAACACCCAUGAAUAAUUGUGCCCCUUUUUUUAAAUAGAAAUGGUUUCUCAGCACUUGUACUCUUGAUAAAUACCAGUUGCUUCCAUUUCCUCUGCUGUAUACGUAAAAGUACAGGCAGGUGUUUAUUUUUUGGGGUUUUCUGGCAUCAAAUGUACGUAAAGAGGAUGAAGAAUCUGUUCCUCCUGAAGUAGCUGUUUCUGUUUAUACGUCAGGAUGGAAAUCAUUUCAGUUUCAGAGCCGUUUGCUUUACACCGGUCCUUUUUCUGGUCUGGCAGUCGAUGUAGCAUGAAUCUCUCAUCAAAGACUUGCUGUAUUUUCUGUUCAUCCAUGUAUUUUUUUUGCCCUUUCUGCCUUCUUGGAAUGUCAUCACCAUGCUGACUUUGUAAUAAAGGAAUUCUUUGACUUUU
Molecule: messenger RNA, 5731 nt
Organism: Stegastes partitus (bicolor damselfish)
Lineage: Eukaryota; Metazoa; Chordata; Actinopteri; Pomacentridae
Gene: mapkapk5
Product: MAPK activated protein kinase 5
Exons: 14
Coding region: 884-2299 (471 amino acids)
Biological process (GO): protein phosphorylation
Molecular function (GO): protein kinase activity; ATP binding
Source: RefSeq, a predicted model, not a curated record